AUGCUCUUGGGGAUCCAAGCCGCGCUAGUCCUGGCUGCGACCGGUCUUUCAAGCCUCGCGUCGGCACAGAAUGUUAUCGAUCUUAGCGGUGACGGGUGGACGGUAAGUAACAAGGAGCUGGGUAUAUCAGUUGUCGGAAAGUUGCCUUCUCAUGUCCAGUUGGAUCUGUAUGCGGCUGGUGUUAUUGGUGACUACUACGGUCUCAAUGACUUCAAUCUCCGCUGGGUAGCAGCUCGCAAUUGGACAUAUGUUAGCCAUCCUAUCAACGGACUGAGCGAUGACUACGAUUCAUCAUGGCUUGUUUUUGAUGGAUUGGAUACAUUCACGACCAUCGAACUUUGUGGGCAAUUUGUCGCGGCGACAAAUAAUCAAUUCCGACAAUAUCACUUCGAUGUGUCCAAUAUAUUAAAGAACUGUAGUGGUGAUCCCAUCUUGAGUCUCAAUUUCGGAAGCGCACCGAACAUUGUCAAUGCUAUCGCCAACCAGCCAGGGCAGGCAGAAUGGCCAUAUGGGAUCCAACUCACCUAUGAAUACCCCAAUAGGGAAUUCAUGCGCAAGGAGCAAUCGGACUUUGGUUGGGACUGGGGACCAGCAUUCGCUCCAGCUGGACCAUGGAAACCGGCAUAUAUCGUGCAGCUGCAGCGUUCAAAAGGCCUCUAUGUCUUGAAUACAGAUCUGGAUAUUUACAGAGAGGGACAGCUUAACCACCUGAUUCCGGACCAGAGCCAGCCUUGGGUGGUUAAUGCAAGUAUCGACUAUCUGGGAGAUCUCCCAGAAGGCGCUUCUAUGUCCAUCGAGAUCAGAGAGGCUGACAGGCCAGACUUCGGUCUCGGAACCACGCCGCUUGACAAUGUGACUGUUUCUGGGAACUCGAUUACUGGUACGACUCUCAUAGAUCCAGACGCACCGAAGCUUUGGUGGCCGAACGGUCUCGGCGAUCAGAAUCUGUAUACUAUAACGGUGAGUGUGAUCGAUCAGAAGAACAAUACACUCGCUACUGUCACAAAGAGGAGUGGCUUCCGGACAAUCGUGCUUAACCGGACAAAUAUUACCGAGCAACAGCUGGACAUGGGAAUUGCACCUGGAGCGAACUGGCACUUUGAGAUAAACGGGCAUGAGUUCUACGCCAAGGGUUCGAACUUCAUUCCUCCGGAUGCGUUCUGGCCUCGUGUUACAAAAGAUAGGAUGAACAGGCUAUUUGACUCGAUUGUCGCUGGAAACCAGAAUAUGCUACGGGUCUGGGCAUCUGGGGCUUACCUCCCCGAUUUUAUCUACGACAUUGCAGAUGAACGGGGAGUGCUGCUAUGGAGUGAGUUCGAAUUCAGCGACGAUUUAUAUCCCGUUGAUGAAGAGUUCCUCGACAACGUCGCCGAAGAGGUGGUCUACAACGUGAGACGCUUAAACCACCACCCGUCAUUAGCUCUCUGGGCUGGUGGGAAUGAAAUAGAAAGCUUGAUGCUCCAGCUGGCGAACGAGACCGAUCCUGAUCACUACGGCAGAUAUGCUGGAGAAUACGAGAAGCUAUUCAUCAGCCUCAUUCUACCUCUGGUAUAUGAGAAUACGCGGUCCAUUUCGUACAAUCCUAGCAGCACGACAAAUGGAUAUCUCGAAGUCAAUCUCUCUGCCCCAGUGCCUAUGGUUGAGCGAUACUGGAAUCUCACACCUGGUGCUGUCUACGGCGACACCGACUUUUAUAAUUACGACAGCAGCAUCUCGUUCAACUAUUCCGCUUACCCCGUCGGACGCUUCGCCAACGAAUUUGGCUUCCACAGCAUGCCGAGUCUCCAGACCUGGCGGCAGGCUGUUGACCCAGAAGAUCUACACUUCAAUAGCAGUGUAAUCAUGCUGCGGAAUCACCACUAUCCCUCUGGUGACCUCAGCACAGACAACUUCAAGAACAGUUCCAUGGGCAUGGGCGAGAUGACUGUCGCUGUGGAACGGUACUACCCGAUUCCUAACAAGACAGAUUCGGUAGCCAACUUCAGCGCCUGGUGCCAUGCGACUCAAAUCUUCCAGGCAGACAUGUACAAGUCCGAGAUCCAAUUCUAUCGACGAGGAAGCGGUAUGCCAGAACGACAACUGGGAUCGCUAUACUGGCAGCUCGAAGACAUCUGGCAAGCGCCCACAUGGGCUGGUAUCGAGUACGACGGCCGCUGGAAGGUACUUCACUAUGUUGCUAGAGAUAUCUACCAACCCGUGAUCAUUUCUCCAUUCUGGAACUACACCACCGGAGACCUUGAAAUCUACAUCACAUCAGAUCUGUGGGAAUCAGUCUCAGGAACGGCGAAUUUGACUUGGCUAGACCUGAAAGGCAAACCACUACCUAAUAACGCUGGCACUCCAUCCUCAGCCAACUUCACAGUUGGGGCGCUCAACACAACUAAUAUUUACACCACAAAUGUUAACAAUCUCACCUUAUCUAACCCAAGCGAUUCCAUUCUGAUUUUAUCUGUCGAAGCAAUUGGCAACGCACCCAAUACUCCGUCAAACUCGUCUGCAAAGGCGUUCACGCAUCAAAACCACUUCACGCCCGUCUUCCCGAACAAGCUGAAACUUGUUGAUCCUGGUCUAUCAGUCACCAAGGGUCCCAACGAAACGACGUUCGUUGUGGAAGCGAAGUCAGGCGUCUCGCUGUAUACGUGGCUGGACUAUCCGGGCGGCACAGUAGGAUAUUUCGACGAGAACUCUUUCGUGCUGCUGCCUGGACAAAAGAAGGAAGUUGGAUUUACUGUGCUGCAGGACAAGAGUGACGGCGGAUGGGUCAACAAUGUUACGGUGUCCAGUCUGUGGGAUCAGACGACUCAGUGA
Paecilomyces variotii is the source of this 2808-nucleotide messenger RNA. RefSeq names its product putative beta-mannosidase. The transcript is spliced from 4 exons. Bases 1 to 2808 code for a protein of 935 amino acids. The record is from RefSeq and is a predicted model, not a curated record. Gene Ontology annotation, biological process: carbohydrate metabolic process; glycoprotein catabolic process. NCBI's taxonomy places the organism in Eukaryota, Fungi, Ascomycota, Eurotiomycetes, Eurotiales, Thermoascaceae. Gene Ontology annotation, molecular function: beta-mannosidase activity.